Messenger RNA from Homalodisca vitripennis (glassy-winged sharpshooter), 1817 nucleotides. RefSeq names its product glucose-fructose oxidoreductase domain-containing protein 2. Gene Ontology annotation, molecular function: nucleotide binding. The record is from RefSeq and is a predicted model, not a curated record. Lineage: Eukaryota; Metazoa; Arthropoda; Insecta; Hemiptera; Cicadellidae. The coding region runs from base 344 to 1522 and encodes 392 amino acids. The transcript has a single exon.
AACUAACUGUCAUAUCUUGGACAACCAAGCGAUCAGACUGUUUUAUUUAAUCUCGUUGGUUGACAGACGGUUAGUGACUAAUUUCGUUGAACUGAAUUAUUUAAAGUAACUAGAAAAUUUAAGGGGUGUUAAAGUAUGUUAUGUGGACUCAAAGUCAAUUUGAUUUCAUCUUGUGUUUUAAGAUCAGUAAGUGUAGUAACGGUGUAAGUUUGUUUAUUGCCUAGUAUAAACAAUGUAAAAUUCAUAACCAAUAACUAUUGAACAAGUCAUUUGGAGUGUAUAAUAGGCUAUAAUUAGGAUUGUCUUUGUGUUGAAUUUUUUAAAAGACAUAAGUUAGAACAAUAUGCUUCCAGGAAUUGGAGUUUUUGGUACUGGAAACAUAAUUAAAGUUGCAGUUCCUAUUCUUCGAGAAAAAGGGUUCAAAAUAGAGGCGAUAUGGGGAAGGACCUUGUCUGCUGCUGAAGAAGUGGCAAAGGAACUUGAUAUUCCCUUUUAUACCAACAGAGUUGAUGAUGUACUCUUACGUAAAGAUGUAGAUCUUAUUUUUAUUAUAAGUUCACCAAAUUUACAUGCCCAAAUUGCAGUGAAAGCACUUGGGAUCGGAAAGCACGUUCUUUGUGAUAAACCAGCUGGUUUAUGUCAAAGUGAAGCCUUAAAAAUGGUUAGGGCAUCACAGUAUUAUCCCUCAUUGAUCUCUAUUGUAAACCAUAGUUUAAGAUUUCUGCCUGCUUUUGCUCAGAUGAGACGAGCGAUUGCUGAAGGUUUUCUUGGUACAGAAAAAGACCUAACUGUUUGUGAUGUUAGAGUCCAGAUGGGCAGCCUUUUACAUGAUGUGUAUGACUGGUUAUGUGAUGAUACAAUGGGUGGAGGAGUUUUAACACUAGUGGGAAGUCAUGUCAUAGAUUUAGUAUCUCAUCUCCUUUCACAGAGAGCAGUAAAAGUCCAUGGAGUUGUAAGGACAUUCACUAAACAAAAUGAAAACAUCAAUGGCAUCCGUAACAUUUCCAGUCCAGACUUUUGUUCAUUCCAAAUGGAAAUGAGUCGUGGAACACUGGUCACCGUAACUUUAAAUAACCAUUUACCGGGUCAGUUUCAUCAAGAAGUUCUAAUAUGUGGAAAAGGUCAUUUAGUUGUCAGAGGAGGUGAUUUGUAUGGAAUGAAAAUUGGAGCUCCAAAAGAAGAAGUAAUUUACCUUGAUGUUGAAGAUCUACAAAAAUAUGGCAGCAUAAAUCCAGUAGUAGCUAGCACAAUACCAAAACCAUACAUGAAAGGCCUUAUCAAAAUGAUGGGAGCACUCAGAGAGGCAUUUUUACCUGUAGAAGAUAAAAGAGGAUGGGUGAAAGAACCUGUAGCACUAGCUGCAACAUUCGAAGAUGGACUUUAUGUGCAAGCAGUAAUUGAUGCUCUACGAAAAUCAAGUGCUAAUAAAGAAUGGGUUAAAGUCACUAUCAUAACAGAGGAACCAGAUCCAAAUCCACUUUUAAGUGCUGCAGUACGACGGAGUGGGGGCAUUUCAAUUUGAUAUGAAUAUAUUUUUUGGUUUCAGUAUAAAACAGUCUUUAUAGUAGUUCUACAAUGUUCAUGUAACUUACUUACACUAUUUAAAUUAGUACGUUAUAAUAUUUAUGAACAUACAUGUUAUUUUCAAAUAUAUAUUGUGAGUCUAUCAUACGUUAUGCAUAUAAAGUUUUAGGCCUGAAUAGGCUAACGUAAUACAUUAAUCUAUUACAGUAUUUUCCAAGUACGGUACAUUUUUACAAUAUUAGGCAAUUUUGUUGUUGAAUUUUAAUGUAAAUAAAUAUAUUGUUUUAUAAUUA